UUAAAAAUGAAUCCAAAACAGAAGAGUUUGAAAUUCGGAAUUCAAGUAUCAGAAGUGUCUCCACAAGAUUUGUGGGAUAUUGUGGUGGCUUUUGAUAUCGGAACAAGUAAUUCUGGAUACGCUUAUUGUGAUAAAAAGGAAAUAAACACGAAAUCGAUCUCCCUGAAUCAAUGGACCGGAAACAUGGUCACAGAUCCGAAAGCCAAAGCACCAACUACAGUUCUUGUUGACAAAAAUAGGUCUUUUCAUUCUUUUGGAUACGAGGCAGAGGACUUUUAUGCACAGCGGGUCUGCGAAAAGGACAACGACUAUUGGUAUCGAUUCAGAAACUUCAAAAUGAUUCUUUAUGAGGAAGCAAAUGUUCAACGCAGUAUAGAAAUCAUGGAUGACUCUGGAAGGCUUUCACUUCCAGCGCUCGAUAUCUUCGGAUGGGCCAUUCAGGGUCUGAAAGAUCACUUUGAAUCCACAGUGAAAGACAGGUUUCUUGCAUUUGAUAAAAACAACAUUUUAUAUGUCAUAACAGUGCCUGCUAUUUGGAAACAAUCUGCAAAACUUUUCAUGAAAGCAGCUGCUUUGAAGGCUGGAAUUCCUGAGGCUCAACUUUUAAUUGCAUUAGAACCAGAGGCUGCAGCGAUGUACUGUAAAUCUCUACCCGAUCAGACACUUACAGAAACAUUUAAACCAAAGAAAAGAUACAUGGUCUUGGAUCUUGGGGGGGGAACAGCUGAUGUUGUAGUCCAUGAUGUUUUAGAAGAUGGUAGACUAGCAGAGGUUUAUAAGGCUUCUGGUGGCGACUGGGGAGGAACAACUGUUGACAGAGAAUUCGAGAAACACAUUAAGACGGUCUUCCAUAGCGAAUCAUGUCUACAAGAGUUGUGGGAAAAUGCUCCAAGAGAUGCCUUUGAUAUGGAAAGGGAAUUUGAAAUGCAAAAAAGACAAAUCAGCAGUGCUCCUGAUGGUAAUAUUCGGUUAAAACUACCACGUAGACUUCAACAGUAUGGAAAAAUACCAUUGAAUGAUUCGGUUACGUUUGAUCAUAUAUACGUGGAAAACUCAAAAUUCAAGGAAUUUUUUGAAGAAGCCAAGGUUCAAAUAAUAAAUCUGAUAAAAGAAAUUCUAGAAGAAGUGAAUCAUUUAGAUCAAAUUCUUCUUGUUGGAGGAUUUUCCUGUUCUAAAUAUCUAUGUGAACAAAUAAAAUCUCAUUCUGAUUUCUCCGGUAUUAAUUUCUGUUGUCCCAAAGAGCCGGGUCUAGCAGUUCUUCAAGGAGCAGUCAUCUUUGGGUAUAACCCAGAGGAAGUUGAAUUCCGUAUAUGUCGUUAUACCUAUGGAAUUGAGGUGAAUCGGGCAUUUGAUAAAUCGAGGCAUCCCGAAGAGAAACGAGAUUUUAUAGAUGGUGAAGUGGUCUGCAAAGACAUCUUUUCUGUUCUCGUAUACGAAGGAGAAAAAGUUAAAUACGAUGAACCAAAAAUUUGUCUUUUAAAGAGCAGUCAUAGGCAAGCAGAUCGAAAGCAAAUACCACUACAAACAGCAAUCUAUGCUGGAAAAGAUAUCAAGAGAGAUAGGCUAACAUUUAUCACAGAUCAGGGAAUAAAACCAGUAGGGAAAAUAACAAACCAACCACCAGAGAAGGGAUGGCCCGACCUCGUGGAGUUUAAGACAAAAGUAUACUUUGGAAGGACAGAGAUAAGAAUUGAAGAAUUGGAUAUCACUAACAAUGUCUUCAUCGAAGCUGAGUUUGAUCUCAUGUGAUACAAAUUUUUCCUAGUGGUACCUUGUUGCCCAAAAAUUGUAAAAGAACUUUCUUUUCAAUAAUAACAAUUUAAAACAAUACCAGUACAUGAUUUCUUCAUGCAGCAUCAUUUUUCAGCGCUA
Molecule: messenger RNA, 1872 nt
Organism: Saccostrea cuccullata (small rock oyster)
Lineage: Eukaryota; Metazoa; Mollusca; Bivalvia; Ostreida; Ostreidae
Product: heat shock 70 kDa protein 12A-like
Exons: 4
Coding region: 7-1749 (580 amino acids)
Molecular function (GO): ATP binding; ATP-dependent protein folding chaperone
Source: RefSeq, a predicted model, not a curated record